This is a messenger RNA of Cydia strobilella, 4094 nucleotides long. RefSeq names its product PRADC1-like protein. The record is from RefSeq and is a predicted model, not a curated record. Lineage: Eukaryota; Metazoa; Arthropoda; Insecta; Lepidoptera; Tortricidae. Bases 102 to 746 code for a protein of 214 amino acids. The transcript is spliced from 5 exons.
UCUGGUUAAGUAGGCGAAGAAUUCACGCUUUUUUUCUCAAAUCUCAAUUACGAAUGAUUCUUCGAAUAAUAUCAUAAUUAUGUUUCAAAGAACAAUCGGCAAUGCUGUUUCUUAAUAUGUUGCCUUUAUGGAAGUCCUUCACCAUGUUACAUUUAUUAUUAUUGCUGAUGUGUACUUCACAUGUUUCACCUGGUGCAAAUGAUCUCCAUUUCUAUGAUGGCUCUUCAACGGCUGACAUCAUUGCUGGAGAUGUUUUCUUCGAGAUUGUGGAUCCUCCCGAGUUGGGCUACUCCUUUCGGAUUCGGCCAGCUAAAGAUUUUGGAGCUCCUUUUAAUCAGAGCUUUCACUUUGAAAAAGCCCGUUUAGUGCCAACUGUACCCAUUCAUAGUUGCUCAGAUAUUUUGAAUACUGAUGAGCUUACCGGCCAUAUUGCGUUGUCUGAGAGAGGUGAAUGUUCAUUCGUGUUCAAGACUGUGAAGGCCCAGCAGGCUGGCGCUAGAGCGAUAAUCAUCACGGAGUCCGUGGACAAGUGGGAGGACUCGAUGGACCAUCUCAUUGAAAUGGUGGAUGACAGGAUGGAUACAGAAGUAAAUAUCCCUGCAGGUUUCCUGCUCGGCCGCAGCGGCGCCACCAUCCUGCGAACGCUGCGCCGGCUCAAGAGGAACCACGCCAUCGUCAACCUGCCCGUCAAUAUGACGCACGUACCCAUUACCAAAAUUAACCAGCCUCCUUGGAUCGCGUGGUAAAACUAGUAAAGCUUUCUUUGUACAUAGUUUAAAGGUUACCUUUUAGUAAUUUAGAAGAAUGGAGAGUGGGAAAACCAGAUGACUUGGUUAUUAUGUCAUUUUACAACAUAUACAAUAUUAUGAAAUUCUCAAUACGAGAUUAAGCCCGACAUAGUUCUCUAUUUGUAUAGAUUACUAGCGACCCGCCCCGGCUUCGCACUGGUGCAAUGAUGAUGUAUUAUACAUAUAAACCUUCCUCUUGAAUCACUCUAUCUAUUAAAAAAACCGCAUAAAAACCCUUGCGUAGUUUUAAAGAUCUAAGCAUACAUAGGGACAGACAGACAGCAGGAAGCGACUUUGUUUUAUACUUUUGUAUAGAUAAAGUUAAAAUCAACGAGUAAUUAAACCAAUUGGUGUAGUCUUAAAAUAUCGUUUUUAGAAUUUGAUAGCUGAAGAAGAUAUUGCUGUACGGUCCCGUACAUUACGUGUUGCCUUGCGUUGUCAAUAGAGAAUAUUACGCGAAACUCUGCGCAGGGGGCGCCACUACCACAAUCUGAGGGUCUAUCGCACAACAAGAAAAUCGAAAUUUCGUUAUCUAACAUCUCUGUCACUCUUGCAUAUACGAGCGAUAAAGAGGCAGAAAGCGAAAUUUCGGAUUCGCGUUUCCCGGUAUGUCCUCUGUAAACAAACCAUCUUGGUGCAUCAAUGUCAUAUUUUAUUAUCUCUGAAGACUUGUCAAAAACUUGUUAACGGUACAAUAAACGGUCUAAACGGGCUAGUGCUGCACUCUGGUGGCAGAACAUUGCAGUAAUACUCCCUAUUGUUGACAUUUUGCAAUUCAGUUACUACAAAACAUAUGGCGUCGUAUAGCGCCAGCUAUGAAACUCUACAACUAUGAAAAUGGAAUAGGUUAAACUGUUCUUUUCUUGAUUAAUUUAUAAAAACCGGCCAUGUGCGAGUCGGACUCGCGCACGAAGGAUUACGUACCAUUAUCCAUUGUUUUUAGUAUUUGUUGUUAUAGCGGCAACAGAAAUACGUCAUCUGUGAAACUUUCAACGGACGGACAAUGAAGUCUUAGUACGGGACCCUAUUCCGUUUUUACCCUUUGGGUACGGAACCCUAAAGAGGUGAUGUGAUAGUUACCUACUAUGUGUUAUAAAGUAUACUAAAAACGUUUUGCUCAGAAUGAAUACUAAAAAUGUUUGACUAAGCAAUAAAGAAAAAGAUACUACAAUUGCAGUCCGCAGGAUUCUUUAAAUGAAAAUGAAAAUUUUACAUUUGUAAUUAUUACUAUUGUGUCACUUUAUGUACAAAUGGAAUGAUUUAAAAUCUUACAAGAUAAUUUUUACAAUGGAUUUAAACUGGAAUCUGGUGAGGUUAGUUCACCAAAAGUCUUAUACUUAUUUAUGGGAUAAAAAUUACAACCAGUUAUAAUUUACCAUCAAUAAAGUUUUAAUGAACUCGCACAAAUGAACCCAGUUUAUGCUCAAUUUAGAAAUGUAUGUAUGUUUGUGCCGUGUGCAUAUUUAACAGGCUUUGAAAGAAUUUGCUUGAAGAAGAAGAGUUGGGUUAGUUUUUCAAAUGUUUCGCUUGUCAAAUACUAAAGUCACUGUUUUCUAUUGGUAACUGUAACUACACAUUCCUUUAAUGUGGUUAUAGCACAAUCGGAAUCGGAUUAAGUCUCACCUCGAAAUCCUUCCAAAGAUAUGAAAUUUGGUGUGUAUAUUAAUUAAAGGUCUCUUUUUCAUAUCCACACUAUUUGACAUGUCUUAAGUCGCAGUCGAGUAAAAUGUUGAUAUUGGAGUAGAACGUGUACAAAUGUAUAGACAAAAGUGGAAUUCAUAUUCAUCCAAGUUUCAUAUUAAGAGAAUAUCCCCUGAAAGGGUAUAAGCGCUAAAUCUGGAUUCAGCUAUUAUUUUCUAUAACAAGAUGUAUUUUUUCCGCAAAGUUAUCUAGGACUUCUUUGUGUAGAAUUUAAUAAGCUUUAAUGUUGCCUUACACCAUAUUUUCAUAGAGAACGUAUAUUUAGAGUAAAACGCAAAUUUGUCCAGGAUGGUACACAUUUUCCAAGAUGGCUACGAUUCCUCGAGGUCCCCAAAUGUCAAAUAGUGUGGACAUGAAAAAGAGACCUUUAAUUAACAUACAUACUAAAUUUCAUAUCUUUGGAAGGAUUUUGAGGUGAGACUUAAUCUGAUUGUGCUAUUAAUUAAUAACAUUCCCUUAAAAUUAUAUUGUUCUUAUAACUAGAAAAUAAAUUGUAGAACAUCAACUUAAAAGAGAUCCUCUAAAUGAUAUUUUAAGAAUAACCUGCCAAAGAGUAAUUUAUUUGCAGCUAGAUCUUUUUCUUUUUACUACAUGCUUAUGAUAGUGCAGUUAAAAGAAAUAAAAUAACUAUAAGAAUAUAAAAAUUAUUUUACGAAAGAGAUGGAAAGGGUACAAAAACGUGUUGUUCCUUGUUAAGUGUAAUUAAGAUGUAAUUAAUUAUGUCGGGCAUUUACAAUGUACCUACAGUGUACACACCCCACACAACAAAUAUAAUAUAUUGUGUAUAUAAUAUAUGUAAUAUAAAAUAUAAUAUAUAUGACCUCCAUAAAGGCCACCCCACACUAGCGUCUAGUCAGAGCUAUGGAAAAUGGCGUCGCUGCGUAGUUGCGCCAGCGUAGACGCCGAAGCUCGGGAGACGCUAGUGUGGGGUGGCCCUUAGAAUAACCUGUGUUUGCUAGUCAAUAAUUUAUAUUAUUUGCGAUAUGCUAGCUACGAAAUGAUUUGUUAUUUAUUUAAUUAUUGUAACUUAUAAAUAUUGUAGGUCGAUUUUGGAAUGCAGGUGUAAAUAAGGACUUCCUCAGAUACAUUAGGAAAAAGAAAAUUUGAUCCAUACCAUAGCGUUGAUUUCCUCACUUUUUAAUCAACAGCCUUACGACGCAAGUCAUCGACAUGGUUAUUUUUAACAAUAAAAUUCAUCAUUAAUUCAAUGUCGAACCUUGACAAUUUAGCUUUUUGAUGUAUCUGAGUAAUGUCACAUCACAUUGAAAUAUUAUUACUACGUAUAGAACCGGCACAGAGAACCAGUAUUUUAAGCCAUGAGUUGCUGUCGGCCGACGACAAAUUAUGGAAGCGGAGCGUGAAUCGCGCGCGGGUGGUACAGGUUGCGAUUGCGACAAUUACAUUGUUUGGUAUGGCUUCUCUAUAGUAAUAAUAACUGAAUGAUACAUCAUUGAUUAAUAGACUCUGGCCACGCUAACCCUGCACAAACUUGGCAGUAAGAAUGCAUAUCCAUAUGUGGUAUUUCCUAUAAAAAGGGACCUUAUUGUCGAUGGCGCUUACGCUAUUAUAAACGAUGCUCUGAUAUAAAUACAAUGCCGCGCGACG